UAGCUUGUUUAAUUGACCAAUCACAGUGAAGUUUAGGUGGGGGAGAAGGAGGAGGUUGACAUUCUUGACAGUUCCAUUUGCAUUUCAGCUCGAAAGUUGAAGUAGUUAACAAGUAAUUUUUACACUGACUCCAUUAGUUUCUGAAGUUACUUAGCCUGCAUUGAAUUUUUGUUAUUAGAAGUUUCCUUUGUGAAGUGGUUUAUUGUAAGUUUGUAGGUAAAUCGCAAGCAAUAUGAGUAGAAUGUGCGAAUCAGGCAUCGGCAGUGCAGAAAUGUCUCGAGAAAGUUUCAUUGAGAGGGAAAAUGUUGGAGUAGACCCCGCACAACUUACACAAGCUCUGCAGCGGGUCAUCGAUGGACGCAGGAAUAACUCAGCACUGCAGAGGGAUUCAUCUGCAUCCGAUGUCGAAUCCGAGGACCAACGAAGUGUCGAAGAGUUGGAGGAGAAUGACCAAGGAACAGCAGAGGCCAGCGACUCAAGUAGCAUUGACACAAGUAGCAUUGACACGAGUAGCAUUGACACAAGUAGCAUUGGCACAAGUAACAACGGCAAUUGGCGUCUCUACACCGUUAUCACAAUAAACCCGAAACAGAGAGAGCAACGCAACAACCGACCCCCGCCACACCAAGGUAGCGAGACUUCGUUGAUGAUGGCAUUUGCUAUGAUUGUCAUCUUCGUUUUGAUUCUGCACUUCAUCCCCUUAUGAACCGCAAACCGUACAGAUGCACUUUGCGUGAGGUUGUCUACAAGCCAAAUGAUCAACUUCAUGUCUUUCACAGAUUGGCUUUAGUGGUGGGGCUACGAGGUACGCUGAGGGCUAUAAUUACCAACUAUUACAUACAAUGAAAAAUAAGUCAUGGUUUCACUAAUGAAUAAUUCAAUUGGAUUCUUGGAUAACAAAUGUAAUUGAAAUAAAAAAUAAUGUAAUACCCUA
Nilaparvata lugens (brown planthopper) is the source of this 934-nucleotide messenger RNA. RefSeq lists its product as uncharacterized. The coding region runs from base 233 to 706 and encodes 157 amino acids. The transcript is spliced from 2 exons. Lineage: Eukaryota; Metazoa; Arthropoda; Insecta; Hemiptera; Delphacidae. The record is from RefSeq and is a predicted model, not a curated record.